Molecule: messenger RNA, 1143 nt
Organism: Lagopus leucura (white-tailed ptarmigan)
Lineage: Eukaryota; Metazoa; Chordata; Aves; Galliformes; Phasianidae
Gene: GHSR
Product: growth hormone secretagogue receptor
Exons: 2
Coding region: 10-1053 (347 amino acids)
Biological process (GO): hormone-mediated signaling pathway; G protein-coupled receptor signaling pathway
Cellular component (GO): plasma membrane
Molecular function (GO): growth hormone secretagogue receptor activity
Source: RefSeq, a predicted model, not a curated record
GGCGGCACGAUGCGGGAGGGGAGCGCGGAGAACAGGACGGGCGGCGAGUUCCCGCUGCACCUCUUCCCCGCGCCCGUGCUCACCGGCAUCACCGUCGCCUGCGUCCUUCUCUUCGUCGUCGGGGUCCUCGGCAACCUGAUGACCAUGCUGGUGGUGUCGCGGUUCCGGGACAUGAGGACCACCACCAACUUCUACCUGUCCAGCAUGGCCUUUUCCGACCUGCUCAUCUUCCUCUGCAUGCCCCUGGACCUCUUCCGCCUGUGGCAGUACCGGCCCUGGAACUUCGGGGAUCUCCUGUGCAAGCUCUUCCAGUUCAUCAGCGAGAGCUGCACCUACUCCACCAUCCUCAACAUCACCGCGCUCAGCGUGGAGCGGUACGUCGCCAUCUGCUUCCCUCUGCGAGCAAAGGUGAUCAUCACCAAGAGGAAGGUCAAGCUGGUCAUCCUCAUCCUCUGGGCCAUCUCCUUCAUUAGCGCUGGACCCAUCUUCGUCCUGGUGGGUGUUGAGCAUGAGAACGGCACCAACCCGCUGAGCACCAAUGAGUGCCGCGCCACGGAGUACGCCAUCCGCUCGGGGCUGCUCACCAUCAUGGUGUGGAUCUCCAGCAUCUUCUUUUUCCUGCCUGUCUUCUGCCUCACGGUGCUGUACAGCCUCAUCGGGAGGAAGCUCUGGAGGAGGAAGAGGAAGAACAUCGGUCCGAGCACUGUCAUCAGGGACAAGAACAACAAGCAGACUGUGAAGAUGCUAGUUGUGGUGGUAUUUGCUUUCAUACUCUGCUGGUUGCCUUUUCACGUAGGACGGUAUUUAUUUUCCAAAUCCUUCGAAGCCGGGUCCUUGGAGAUAGCAGUGAUCAGCCAGUACUGCAACUUGGUGUCCUUCGUCCUCUUCUACCUGAGCGCAGCCAUCAACCCCAUCCUCUACAACAUCAUGUCUAAGAAGUACCGCGUUGCCGCGUGCCGGCUCUUCGGAUUCAAAGCCCUGCCAAAGAAAAGACUCUCCAGCACCAAGCAGGACAGCUCACGUGCAUGGACAGAACCCACCGUCGCCACAUGACACGGGGUCCAGUGCCAGAGCAUCACACACCAGUGUUACCAGAGAGCCAUCACGGAGGGGACGUGGGGCAAGACACAGAUCGACAAGGAA